Molecule: messenger RNA, 279 nt
Organism: Exserohilum turcica Et28A
Lineage: Eukaryota; Fungi; Ascomycota; Dothideomycetes; Pleosporales; Pleosporaceae
Exons: 1
Coding region: 1-279 (92 amino acids)
Source: RefSeq, a predicted model, not a curated record
AUGUUGAGCUUGGCUCAUGAAACGGCGUAUGCAGACAAGAAGCAAGACCAACACGAAAGAAGAAAUGCAGAGAAAAAUAAAGACAGAGAAAGUAAAGGAAGAAGGAGAAAAAACCCCGCAUAUUGGUCCAAAACAGUAGUGGUAGUGGUAGUGCAACCGCGAUGCAUGCCCCCCCCCCCCGGAUGCGCCCGUUUGCCUGCUAGUAGCAAUUUAGGGCUGGUUGGCUGCGACACCUACCCAGGUGUGGGUAUACUAGAAGCUGCAUCAACUGUACACUAA